This is a messenger RNA of Sitophilus oryzae (rice weevil), 1425 nucleotides long. RefSeq lists its product as uncharacterized. The transcript has a single exon. The record is from RefSeq and is a predicted model, not a curated record. NCBI's taxonomy places the organism in Eukaryota, Metazoa, Arthropoda, Insecta, Coleoptera, Curculionidae. Bases 1 to 1425 code for a protein of 474 amino acids.
AUGCUGCAUCGCUCGACCCGCAGAUUAAAAAGGAGCGCGCUUGCUGCCGGAGAAGGAGGGGCACCUGGACAGCAGGCGAAAAGUGAGCUACAGACGGACCUCCCAGAAACUCACGAUACAAGACGUACGUGGACGACGCAACAGUGUCGUGAAAUCUAUCGAUGUUACUUCAGAGCGAACCCAGAAAAACGGGGAUAUCAGAAACGCAUGUACGAACUUUGGAAAGAAAAGUACCCAGAAUGUGAUGUGCCAGAAAGAAGAUUCGCGGGCCAAUUCCAAAAUCUAAAAAAAUCAAAAAUGUUUACGGAAGUAGAAGUGGAAGAAUUAAAACGAGACACCCAACGCGACCAAGGAAGAAAUGAGGAAGAAGCUCAGGUAGAGGAACAACCCAAAGAACAAGUAGCGGCAACUAAGAACGCAGAAGCUAAUGACCACACCCCUGAAGUUAUUCACACCCUAAAACCUAGUCAGUUAGAACUCAGAAGCAAAAUUCUAAUAGAACUCAAGAACAACAAUGAAAGGAUAAGACUCCCUCCGCUGAAGAAGACGAAAAGAAAUGAUUUAAUCAGAAUUCUUCGAGAUAUUAAUACAGUAAUAGAUACAAUCCAUACCGAAAGUCUAACAGAAACCAACAAGCUUAUGUACAGUACCGCAGUGGUAGCUACGAGAGAAUUGGGAUACGACAUCUCACCAGAACGAAAACAGCAAAAACAACCUAAAUGGAAAAUAAGACUCAAAUGGAAACUGGGCCAACUCAGAGCAGACUUAAGUUGCAUUAAAAAGUGGAAAGACGGAAAACUGAAUGACCAAAGGAAAAAAGAUUACCUAUGGCACAAAUAUAAAAUGGCGGAAAAGCGCAUACCCACAGUAAUGGAAGAACUUAAGCAGCGCAUAAUGGCAACAGCAAACAAGAUCGAAAGAUACGAGCGACGAAUUGUCCAGUAUAGACAGAAUCAGCUUUUUAAAACAGACCAAAAAAGAUUUUACAAGUCAUUAGAAAACUCCAACACAGGCAAACAAAACCUGCCAGACAAAGAAGCCACAUACGGGUUCUGGAGAGACAUAUGGGAUAACAGCACUAAACACAACGCAGAAGCAAAAUGGAUUAAGGACACCAAAAAACAAAUGAAAACCCCAAAAAUGCCAGAGUUCCAGAUCACCACAGAACUAGUUAAGAAGCAGGCUAGAAAAUCUAAGAACUGGAGCACCCCAGGACCAGAUGAAAUACAUGGCUACUGGCUCAAGCACCUAACAAAACUACAUGAAAGACUUGCCGGACAAUUCAACACUGUAUUGGACGACCCAACAGACUACCAAUGGCUAACCUUAGGAAAAACGUUUCUUAUCAUGAAAGAUCCCCAAAAGGUGCAAUUCCAAGCAAUUACAGACCAAUCACGUGUCUUCCAACGACAUUUAAAGUGCUGA